Molecule: messenger RNA, 1372 nt
Organism: Anguilla anguilla (European eel)
Lineage: Eukaryota; Metazoa; Chordata; Actinopteri; Anguilliformes; Anguillidae
Gene: tma16
Product: translation machinery associated 16 homolog
Exons: 7
Coding region: 119-721 (200 amino acids)
Cellular component (GO): nucleus
Source: RefSeq, a predicted model, not a curated record
GACUUUUUUACCCGCGAUCGGGGAAUCUAAACAGUGUGGGACCAUUUUCCGUCAGCGAGAAAUUGCACGUGCUUUUUUUGCUGUCAAACUCACUACAGUGAGCACUAUUUAUAAGGAAAUGCCGAAGGUACUGAAGGGUGGUAAGGGAGCGGUAGAGAAGAAGGUGAUUCAUCCAUACAGUAGGAAAGCAGCCUAUAUUGCAAGCAAAGUUGUCAAACAAGAGAAAAAAGAAAAGCUAAAGCAUGAAAAAACCUUACGACUAAAUGCAGUUGGUGAAAAACUUCUUUGGUUCCAGAGCCAGCUUGAUCCUGAAAAAACGGAAUACACAAAACAAGAUGCUUGUGAAAUUAUUGAACGAUAUCUGCAUCGUUUUGACGCGGAGAUGGAGCAGAUCGAACUAGCGAAUGGAAUUAAAGGCAGGCAAGGACGUCUACAUGGCUCCAGGGAGAACGUCAUCAAACAGACCGUGGAAAGAGAGCGAGCGUUAUACGAAGGAAACGGAUUCGAAAUUCCUGACAUUAUCAAUUGUAAACAUCUGAAAACGUUCAGAGAGUGGAACGGCGACUUGAAAAAACUGCCCAAUAUAAAAAUGCGCAAGGUGUCGCCCAAGGAGGCGGGAACCUCGCAGAAAGAGGCGGGGCCAGAGGGCCCGUCAGCGGAGCUGUGCGAGGACGCGUUGCUGGGAGACUCUGAGGCGGAGUCUCUCGAUGAAGAGUUGUAACGGUGACGCCCACCUUCCAGCACAUUGUCCCACCCCACCAGCACCCCGCAGCAAACCCCCGACUCGGCUGUCUGUUACUCCAGGGGCCAGGAGAGCCGCAGGAUUUGCUGCUUUCCGUUUUUACUUUAAAAUCUGCAGCCAAUUACAACCCAGGUAAUCAGACUUAGUGAGGUAAUCACCUUUUUUUUAAUUGAUCAGUUAACCAUUUGAAGAGUGGAUGUCCUUGGAAUGUUUUUUUUCUCCAGAAUUCCAAAGUCAGUGUUCUAGAACUCCGUUGCUUUAAAACGACCAGUAGUGACUGUGACGUCAGCAUUCGAAUGGUCAGUUGGGAGCAUUUUAAUUCGCACGUUUGUGAUCUUGCGCCUUGAAGGGUUAAGGGCUGACAGUGAAACACGUCACAUCCUGUGGCUCUCCGGGACCCCAGGGUCUGGUAGCUCUGCUUGGACUCCUUCAGCUACACUGCAAUGGGCAGCAAUGAAAUCGCUGCUGAUCAUAACCUCAUUUUAUGUACUUUUUUUCCCUCCAAUCCAGAGGAAUUUGGUCCCCCUCCACGCCAGAGAUUUAUGACUAUAAUACAGCAUGUAUGUGUGUGUAUUUAAAAUGAAUGCGAGUGCUUCCCUGAAAAUAAACGCCCAAGGUCUUUUCAAAAUG